Molecule: messenger RNA, 427 nt
Organism: Protopolystoma xenopodis
Lineage: Eukaryota; Metazoa; Platyhelminthes; Monogenea; Polystomatidea; Polystomatidae
Source: the annotation of a GenBank genome assembly
AUGCCACAAGCUGCCAAGAUCUGGUGUGACAUAUCUACAUGAAAGCAUCGUCCUUACGUCCCUUUCGCCAUGUGGAUAUUGGUCUUCCAAGUCGUACAUGAUUUGGAACAACCUACGAUCUACGUGCGUACAAUGCACUAAUCCCAGACCAAUGCAAGCAGACAUUGACAAUUGGACAAAAGACUGUCCAGUUUGGCAAAAGGACAAGGUAGAGAGCCACACGAAUGCCCCUAUAGGCAGUUCUGAGCUAAUUUUAGAGGGCUUUAACCACAUCCACACGGACAUUAUGGAAACCAUUCCAAUGCAAGACAUAAUGGCAGAGACAGUUGCGAGAACAUUCGUCACUCACUGGGUUUCAAGAUAUAGCACACCGACAACCAUCCCAACCGACGGAUUCAGACAAUUCGAAUCCGAUCUUUUGGGCUAA